Messenger RNA from Coregonus clupeaformis (lake whitefish), 5195 nucleotides. Its product is annotated as rho GTPase-activating protein 20. The transcript is spliced from 15 exons. Gene Ontology annotation, molecular function: GTPase activator activity. Lineage: Eukaryota; Metazoa; Chordata; Actinopteri; Salmoniformes; Salmonidae. The record is from RefSeq and is a predicted model, not a curated record. Bases 174 to 2966 code for a protein of 930 amino acids. Gene Ontology annotation, biological process: regulation of Rho protein signal transduction; signal transduction.
UGUCAGCACAAACCAAUUAUUUUGUCAAGCAAAGUGUGACUCUAAUUGCUUGCUACCUCUCUGCCAGACUUUUACAAGUUUUUAAAAUGUUCCUAUGUAGUGAACGGCAGCAUCGAAGUGCACUAGGACAUUACAGUAUGUGACUUCGUUUGUGACCUUCUGGGCUUAAAAAGAUGACCCCUCAACAAAGCAUUGGCCCCCACUGCAAAGUAAACUGCAAUGAGUCAAGUAUUCAAGAGAAGGAGAAGAAAAUGAGGACAACGCUUCAGCGAAGACACUCUGGCCAAUCAGCCAUCACAAAGGCCUUCAGCAAACCAAAGGGCCACAGCAGGGAUGGCGUCCCAGUCCCAUCACCAAGAGCACAGCUGAUCCAGAGCCUAACGUCCCAGAGUGCAGAGUUUGUGAUGGAGGAGCGCAUGCAGCUCAGCACUGGACCGCAGACCCAAGAGAGACACUUGUUCCUUUUCAGUGACACACUCAUCAUCACUAAAUCAAAGUCUUCCUCAAGCCUCAAACUGAAGGAGAGCGUGAGGCUGUGUGAGAUGUGGUUGGCUUCUUGCAUGGAAGAGGUUGCAGAGAGAAAACUGAGCUCAAAGAACUCUUUUGUCAUUGGCUGGCCUACCACCAAUUACGUGGUGACUCUCAGUUCAUCUGAGGCGAAGGAGAAAUGGCUUUCAGCUUUACAAUGGCACAUCACCAAAUCCAAGAAAGUGGAAUAUCCCAGCAUUCUAACCAUGAAGGUUGUUUUCAUGAAUAUUGGAAAUAGUGCAAUGACAACUGUGAAUGUGAACAAUAAAGACGACAUUGACAAAGUCAUCAGGAUCCUCACCCAACAGUUAAGACUCACUGGCAGACCCACUGACUACCGCCUCUGGGUUGUCUCAGGGAGAGAGGAAGCCCCAUACCCUCUUAUCGGUCAUGAGCAUCCCUUCAGUAUUAUCCUAAACUCCUUGAGGGAAACGGACCGCAAAGCCUUGGCAGUCACCAACAACAUCCUGACUGUAGAUGGGAGCCUCUACCUUGAUCACCUUCUCAAAGACGCUUCCGGCCCUUGCUUCAUCCUCAGGCUAAAGGCUGAAGGGGGAGGACAUGGCCGAGCAGAUUCAACUCAGAAACAUAUCAAGAGAAAGAGGUCUCUGAUAGACUGGGCCCUAAGAAGACAUGGCAGCCAAGCAGGUGGAUAUCCUGAAUCCCCCACCACUCCUCACAAGCUCUUUGGUCUUUCAUUGUCCUCCAUCUGUCGUCAUGGAAACCUACCCAGACCCAUCAUGGACUUGCUGAAUCUGUUGUAUCACGAGGGCCCCACCACUACAGGGAUCUUCCGGCGCUCGGCCAAUGCUAAGACUUGCCGGGAGCUGAAGGAGAGACUGAACUCCGACAACAGCGUUCAGCUGGAGGGGGAAUCUGUGUUUGUUGCUGCAUCAGUCAUCACUGACUUUCUGCGCAACCUCCCUGGCAGUGUGCUCAGUACUGUUUUGUAUGAGAAGUGGAUGGAUGUCAUGGCGGCUGAUGAUAUUGAGGACAAGAUUGAGUUGAUAAAAAGACUAUUGAGCCAGCUUCCAGAGGAUAAUGUUACCUUGCUCCACUACCUGUUCGCCCUUCUCUACCACAUCCAGAAGCGCUCGCAGGAGAACCAGAUGAACGCUUUCAACCUGGCCCUCUGUAUCGCUCCCAACAUGCUGUGGCUGCCUGUUCCCACUGGGCCGGAGGAGGAGAGUCAGUCCACUAAAAAGGUUGCAGCUCUUGUUCAACUCCUCAUUGAAAACACCCCAGCCAUUUUUGGUGAAGAUGUUGAGUGCAUUUUCACUGAGCCAAAGAAUGAACAAGGAACUGUAGAGGAUGUCAUGGUGGAGUCUUACCAGCAGGUCUACUCGUCUGAUCAUUGGGACUGUGAGAAGCAAGAAGGACUUCACUCUCCUAACAGGGAACCCUUUUUCCUGCCACUGGGGAAACUGGUCUUGAAAGAAGAGAAAGAGAUUUUGGGGCUUCUGAAUGAGGUUGACUCCUUGAAAAAGCAACAUGUGAACGAGGACAGCGCUUAUAGCUGUGGGAAUCUAGACUUAAUGUCUUCCCUCUCCAGUGGGUCUAUCUGCUCCUUGAUGGGGACCCAGAGUCUUCGCUCAGCCCGCUGCUCCUCGGAGCCCAUUGUGUGUCUAGGCUCCCCCCGGUUGGGGCCCCACAGCCAGCUCUACACUCCUGUCGCCCGCCAGUCCAGCUGCGAUGCAGCAGUGAUGUGUGGCCGUGCAGACCACUCCCAACACACACACAAAUCCCACACUAAGGGGCUACUAAAGGGGGACAGUAGCCCCAGGGUAGGUGGCAGCAAGUCUAGGUAUGCCUUCUGGAGGUCCCCUCAGGUAGCCUCUAGGUUCUGGCACCCUGCCCAGAGGCUGGCCGUGUCCAACAGGUCCAGUUUCUCCAGCCUGUCCUCCACAGCCACCUCCCCAUCUAGCUCCUCUCUGAGCUCUAUAGACAGCGCCUUCUCCUUCUGCUCCGACUGUGUGUCCUCUCCCAACGAGUCCAACUCCCUCCCCUUCCUUUUCGGCAUGUCGGCACGUUUACGCCCUCUCACUCCAGACACCCCGAAGAAAUUCCCAAAAGACUGGAGCAUGACAUUCCCAGCGGCAGUGGCUCAGGCACCCGAGGUUUUGGACUGGUAUAAUGAGUAUGAUGAGAGAGAGGAAGACAAGGAGCAUUACCGUUCUAUUAGGAUUCAGAAUAGAGAAGACCACCAGAUGCUCACUCAAAGCCUCUGUAGUUUAAAAGGUGAGAAUAGUCAAAGCCCUGUCCCUCAACCAGAUGACAGUGAGAAGAUUCUCUCUGAUUGGAGAGGGGAGCAGGUGCACCAGAAGGAUAAAGUGUUCGAGACGUCAGAGUCAAAGGGGCAGACCAAAGAAACAUCCAUUGCACACAUACAGCUGAGAAAAAGAAAAAAAACAGGCUGUCAAGAAAGAAGUACAUUUUAAACCUCCUCUAACAGAAUGCUGGUUAAAAAACAGUCUGAUCAAUCUGUGGAAGAGUGUGGAGUCUAUCUGGUGUCUGACACAGGGAGAGAACAUCAGGAAAAUGCAGAACUGCUGGCCCAAAGUAUGCAGCUCCACAUACCGCAGACAGUGUUCUAUGGUCAAAACACUCCACUGGUCCUGCAUUCUGUGUCAACCAGACAAUCUGCCAAUAACGAGAAAGGAGCAAAGGCCAAAAUAGAUAUUCACCGUGGUGAAGUGGUCCCUGAACAGUUGGGCGUUGGGUGCACCCCUCUCUCCCACACAUCAUCUAAAACUCAUGGCAAAACUGCAAGCACAGUCAGCCACAAGACUGCAAGAACAAUCAGCCACAAAACUGCAAGUGCAAUCAGCCACACUAUUAGAAUAAAACUGCCAGCAACUGUCAGAAAUACUGUGAGAGAAUACUUCAACUCAAGUGACAGCAAGAAUGGCCACUCAGAUGCAAAAGCGAUCGAAAAAGAGCUCCUCAUAAGUAAACUCCAGUGGCAAAGUAAAAUGUCGGAACCAACAGAAAAUGCCACAAAGCUAUUACAUGGUGAGGACUCAGUUGUCUGAUUGUUAAUGCUCAUCAUUUGGUGUUUUAUAAUGGGUUAUCAGAAUGUAGAUAAUCCUGGAUUAUUUCAUCCUCCUCUUUGUAUGUAUUUAUUGCUAAAUUAUGAAUUAAGUCAAUGAAGGAUCCCACUUGGCACAGACGUCAGUUCAACGUCUAAUUUUGAUUUACAUUAGGUUGAGUUGUCAUCUAAGAUGAAUUCAACAUGAAAACAACAAACCAUUUCAACAUGUCAUUGGAUUUAGGUAAAAAAUUGGGUGAAAAAAUUACAAGAUUCCCUUAAAUUGAUGACUUUUUGCAAAUCAAAUCAGUUUUCCACAUGGAUUCAACAUCAUCACAUUUAAUUUUUUGGUUGAAAUGACGCGGAAACAACAUUGAUUCAACCGGUUUUUGCCUAGUUGGAUGGUGCAGAUUGAAUGCAGGCAUUGGGAUUAUUGAUGAAUGCAGAUGAAUGUAUGAAGGAUGUUUAAUGAAAGGUAAGCAAGGCAGUAAGACUGUCACAUGGUCAAGACUGAAGGGGUUGGUACUUGCAGUUCAUCUUGUCAAACGAGUCAACUUGAUGAGCAAUUUCAACAGUCUCUGCAAUGUCCUGUGUGUAGUUACUCAGUGGAAAUGAGUGUUAUUUACUCAAACCACUCAGACAGAGCACUUCUUCCAACUGAGUGGGGAUGCUUAAUGCUUCUGUAUAGAAAAUGAUUGAGGCUAUGAAUAAGGACCAGACAUCUUGACAUCAAUGUGAUGUGUGUGUUUACUGGAGGGGCAGUGAUAAUCUGUCGGUGAAAAAGUAAAAACGCCAAAAUGUGAGGCAAAUUAGGUAUAAGAUGCACAAUUUGUAUAUGGGCAAACACAUACACAUUUAUUAAAGUUUUCAUGGGCUUACCUGGAUUCUGUUUUGCACACAAAAAACAUACAGAAUAAUUGUAACAAUAUAAAUACCUGAGAUGGAAUAGUAUCCAAACUGAGUUCCAAAUACUGUAAAGUGAUUGCAUGGUGUGCAACACAUAUUCCUGCUGUAUAGUUCACAUCUGGUUAAUAAGUAAUCGCCUACUUCUAAUUUUUAUCGCUAAAGAAAAAUUACCAAUGUAAAUCACAUUGCAUAUAGUGAGUAAAAAAAAAAUAUAUGUUUUUGCACAGUUCAGUGCUAUUUCGCAUUUGCCAAAAUGGAGCCUCAUGUAUAGAUCUCAUUUAGAUGCAUUGAUAUAACGGUCUUAAAUAUAUAAUAACACAUACUGUACCACUUUUACCACAUCAUUGUUUGUGUUUAGGCAUAUUUUAUCCUAGAACAAUAACUUUUAACAAGAAUCAAAUGUGGCGUUAACCUUCAUAUCAAUGUGUGUACGAGUUUAUGUUGAUGGCACCACUUAUAAUAAAUGAUGUUGGCCCUGAACAUCUCUGAAUAUGUUUUCCCAUGCCUUCUCAGUCCCAGCAUUCUAGGCAUAAUAUUAAAAAAAGACAUGGUUAAUUAGCAACUUAUUGUUUUGCACAAAGAUUAAGUGGUUUUAAUAAGUGGGUCAAACUUUUCAACAAAAUUAAUUGUAGGGAAUUUUAUGUGGUUUAUGGUACCUCCUUCUGUAUAAUGAAUGUCUAGCUAACAGCAAUUUGCAGAGCUCUACUGAAUAAAGCUGGUCCAUAUUUCUAAA